Molecule: messenger RNA, 2157 nt
Organism: Paralichthys olivaceus (Japanese flounder)
Lineage: Eukaryota; Metazoa; Chordata; Actinopteri; Pleuronectiformes; Paralichthyidae
Biological process (GO): regulation of transcription by RNA polymerase II
Molecular function (GO): RNA polymerase II cis-regulatory region sequence-specific DNA binding; DNA-binding transcription factor activity, RNA polymerase II-specific
Source: RefSeq, a predicted model, not a curated record
CCGCUGGACACGCCCCCAUCCUUGACGAGCCAUGUGGUCGUGGUUGGUAAAUAGAGAAGAUCUCCUCUGACUCUCCUCCUCUGAUCUGCUGCUAUUCCUCCUCACGAUCUCUGAGCCGAGCAACAUGUCCGCGGACGUGGUGAACCUGCAGGCUCAGGUGGAGUCGGUGCUGUCGGCGCUGGUCAAAGCGGCCACGGUGGAGUUGACCAAACUGUUCGAGAGCAGGUAUCGAGCCUCGCCCGCUGUGGCCGCGGGCCGCACCGCCGUCAAGAAGGAACAGGGCACGCUGGAGAAACUGGCCGGUUCAUCUGCUGCGGACACUAAACGCAGCAUCGGGGUGCAAGUGGACGAGGUUAUUUAUCCGCAGCUGGAGCUUCCUGGCCCCCCCUCUCUCUCAAAUGGUGAUUCUCUGACUGAUUGCAAAGAGGAGCUGGCUGUGGUGGAGGGUUGCCUCAUUCCAUCAGAAGUCCUCCUGACUGGAGAUUAUGACCAUGUUAACCCUAAACAACCGCCUCUGAAGGAAAAGCUUUUGGCAGAGACUGUGGAUUUGGUGGAGCUGAGCGUCCUUGAAACAGAGUCUCCAGCUGAUAGUGAAUCCAAAACAGAAAUUGUUUUGCAUGUGUGUGCUGACACAACCAUGCAGAGCUCAACAACAACAACCCAAAAGCCUCUCGACAUCCUGCCAGAAACGAGCGACAUCGCUGCAGAGGACGAUGUGAAGUUUGUUUGCCCGUUGAUCCUUAAACCAGAGCCGCAGCAGACUUGUGUGAGCACUGCCAAGGGCACCGCCUACAGUCCGUCCCUGUCAGAUGGAGCUAUUCACGUUGGAGUUUGGGACAAGACCCAGACAAAGGAGACAAAGAACGGUCUCCAGAUGAAACUGAAGUUGAUAACUCCAGAUCAAAAGCUGCUGAGUCGUUGUGUGGUGCAGGUGGUGAACGUGCUCACGGCAAAGUUUCAAGAUGAAGUUCCCAACCGCAAAGCUGGUUUGCGUCUGCCCAAAGAUCUCCGUCGCCACCAAAGCCUCCACACAGGCCAUCGCCUCUGCUGUUUCACCCCAUGUGAUAACGGGAUUUGGCGCCUCCAAACGGUCGUCACCCACUCCCGCGAGGGGUACGCGUGCAGCGCCUGCGGGAAAACUUUCAAACACCGGAAGAUUCUCCGGCGGCACGAACGAUUCCACACCGGAGAGAAACCAUACCCGUGUUCAGUGUGCUCAAAGACGUUUGCACUCAGGAAGAGCCUCCGCCGACACUUGAGAUUCCACACUGGGGACAGGCCACAUACUUGCACACAGUGCAGCAAAAGCUUUCGCCUUCGUGAAAAUCUGAAAUCUCAUUUGAGGUUUCACACUGGAGAAAAGCCUUUCAGUUGCAGCACCUGUGGGAAGACAUUCAGGAUCAUGAGGAAUCUGGAGAAACACAAUCUGAGCAAGUGUGGAUACUUUGUCCCUUCAUUUAAAACGCUUGCUGGCAUGUAGCUGCUGAUGGUGGCGUCACCAUUUUCUACCUCAUGCUAACCUCGUUCAGACCCAUUAACGUCCAUCCUGAGUGAUCGGAUCACAAGUGAUCACCGCUAAGUUCAAGUCUGAACACGCCCGAAUGCAUCCUGAGAUCUGAUUCCUCAAACCACAUUGCAAGGUGAUCUGGGACGCAUGUGUCCACAUUCUUUUCACUGUGUGAACGCCAAUAUGUCCUGGGUCACACACAACGGACCACCUACUCCGCUGCAGUUUCAAACAUAUUUUUAUGCUUUGUAUGCUGCGAAUCUCAACACUGAACCACCACAAUGAUUAAUAUUUAUUUUACAUGGAUAAAAUCUUUCUUCAUAGCAGAUCUACGCAGAACAAAAUGUAUGCAGCCCCUCCUGACUGUGAUUGCUCUCUUUCGCUCAGGUCGACAUACACACACACACACAGUUAUAUCAGACACAUCUAAAAACUCAGACUGGGGAAAAAACAACACAAAUUGGUCUUUGUGAACACAAAUGGUUAAUACGAGUAUUUGCAUGUGGAGAAGUGAGAUCCGAUCAAAAGGAGACAAACAGGAGACACGUUCAGGAACGUAUUAAAUACCACAGACGAACUUGUCCACUUGUGAUCGGAUCCCUCAGGACGGAUGUUAAUACCAGGUUGAGAUUGACAGCCAUUCCAGAAAG